AUGAGACCACCACCAAACUCAAUCCAUGAAUAUUUGUAUCGGCUACUAAUUGACUCUCCCGGUUUCAAUCGAUGGGUGCGUAAAAUCCACGCUAGGAUAAAUCGUAUACCAUAUGACCAUUAUCCAGAUCUAUCGCAGCUUAAAAACAUCGAUGUGCACGAUUUUAAGCCAACGAAGUUGCAGAAAUUGAAUGCAUUUAGACGGCUUUGGGUCCAAGAGAUGAAAGAUUCAUUUAAAUUCUGGUAG
This is a messenger RNA of Lodderomyces parapsilosis, 246 nucleotides long. RefSeq lists its product as uncharacterized. The transcript has a single exon. Lineage: Eukaryota; Fungi; Ascomycota; Pichiomycetes; Serinales; Debaryomycetaceae. Bases 1 to 246 code for a protein of 81 amino acids. The record is from RefSeq and is a predicted model, not a curated record.